Cololabis saira (Pacific saury) is the source of this 5598-nucleotide messenger RNA. RefSeq names its product oxysterol binding protein 2b (gene osbp2b). The transcript is spliced from 16 exons. Gene Ontology annotation, cellular component: cytosol; intracellular membrane-bounded organelle; membrane. Bases 354 to 2699 code for a protein of 781 amino acids. Gene Ontology annotation, molecular function: cholesterol binding. The record is from RefSeq and is a predicted model, not a curated record. NCBI's taxonomy places the organism in Eukaryota, Metazoa, Chordata, Actinopteri, Beloniformes, Belonidae.
CUGGAGCCAACUGUCGCUCCCUCAGUAGUCCGUCACGUUGUUUCUAAUGUCGAACACGACCAGCAACCUGGGUUUGAUGCUAACCUUACCCGCCUGCAGAGAGGCUGCGUGAGGAGUCUCCUCUCUACCAGCCCGGCUCUGUGUCUGAUCCUCCGUCUGCAUCAGCAUCACUCGUCCUUCCUCCGGCGGCAUGUGAAGGGGCUCUCGCCGUAGCCCGGACCCCUCCUCCGGCAAGCCCCUCUGUGAGCACCGAGGCAGUGGCAGCGACAGUGGCCGGCAGGAGCAGCCCGGUAGUGAGUACCGGGUAGUCCCCCGGUAGUCCCCCGGUAGUCCCCGUCUCCCCGCGGCCGAGGAUGAGCGAGCCAGGGAAGGGCUCGGCGCCCGCCUCCGCCUCCGCCGCGGCCCCGGCUCCGGGCUCCGACACCUACAAGGGCUGGCUAUUCAAGUGGACCAACUACCUGAAGGGCUACCAGCGGCGGUGGUUCGUGCUCAGCAACGGCCUGCUGUCUUAUUACAGAUCGGUGGAUUUGUGUUUUAUGAGGAUGUGUGCACAGGGGACUGACAGGACACAAGCAGAGAUGGCCCAUACGUGUCGUGGAACAAUAAACUUGGCCACAGCACACAUCGACACAGAGGACGCCUGCAACAUUGUCUUGAGCAGUGGGGGCCGCACUUACCAUUUGAAGGCUAGCACAGAAGUGGAGCGACAGAGAUGGGUCACAGCGCUGGAGCUGGCCAAAGCUAAAGCCAUUCGCAUGAUGAACGAUCAGUCCGAUGACUCGGGGGACGAAGAGCCAACAUCCCAGUCAGACCGCAGCGAGAUACAGGGCACCCUAAAGAUACUUGUCAGCAAACUUGAUGACCUCAGCACAUGUAAUGACCUAAUCGCCAAGCACGGAGCAGCCCUGCAGCGCUCCCUGAGUGAACUUGAAGGCCUCAAAGUCCCUGUAGAAGGUGGAGAGAAGAUCAAGGCAGUGAACGAGCGAGCCACCCUCUUCCGCAUCACUUCCAAUGCUAUGAUCAAUGCGUGUCGAGACUUCUUGGACCUCGCUGAGACUCACAGCAGGAAGUGGCAGCGGGCACUGCAGUAUGAGCGAGAGCAGCGUACCCACCUAGAGGAGACGAUUGAACAACUCGCCAAACAGCAUAACAGCCUGGAGCGAGCGUGGCGAGAAGCACCCACGCUCGUUUCCAGCGCUCCCAGUGCCCCAAUCACCAACAAGGGAGGUGAAAGGUCGAAAAAAGAAGAAGCAAGUGAUGAAGAUGAAGAUACUGAGUAUUUUGAUGCCAUGGAGGACUCCCCUGCAUUUAUCACAGUAACUGCCAGUGAGAGCACACAGCACAGACGAUCUCAGAGUAAUUUGAGUGGAGCAAGUGGCGGCCAGGCCAGUGACUGGAACCAGGACGACCAUAUGUCUCCAAGCUACAAUGACGUGUCAGGAAAGGAGCUGCAGCCCCGCAGAGAGAGGCGGACCCAUAUCCCAGACAAGCCCAAUUACUCCCUCAAUUUGUGGAGCAUCAUGAAGAACUGCAUUGGCAAAGAGCUCUCUAAAAUCCCCAUGCCUGUAAACUUCAAUGAGCCUUUGUCGAUGCUGCAGCGUCUGACUGAAGACUUGGAGUAUCAUGAGCUCCUCGACAAAGCAGCACGCUGCGACUCUUCCCUGGAACAGAUGUGCCUGGUCGCUGCCUUCUCAGUGUCCUCCUACUCCACCACAGUCCACCGGACAGCCAAGCCCUUCAACCCGCUCCUGGGCGAGACCUAUGAGCUCGAUCGCCUGGAGGAGUUUGGCUACCGCUCACUGUGUGAGCAGGUGAGCCAUCACCCCCCUGCAGCUGCACAUCAUGUGAUUUCCCAAAAAGGCUGGACCUUGUGGCAGGAAAUUACAAUUGCCAGCAAGUUCCGGGGCAAAUACCUCUCCAUUAUGCCUUUGGGUGCCAUUCACCUGCAGUUCCACUCCAGUGGAAACCACUAUGUCUGGAGAAAGGUCACCUCCACGGUGCACAACAUCAUUGUGGGCAAACUGUGGAUUGACCAGUCAGGGGACAUUGAGAUCGUGAAUCACAGGACCAAAGAGACCUGCCAGCUCAAGUUCUCUCCCUACAGUUAUUUCUCCAGAGAUGUUCCACGCAAGGUGACAGGGGUGGUGGCGGACGGCGCAGGCCAGGCUCAUUACAUCCUCUCCGGUACAUGGGAUGAUAAAAUAGAGAGUGCCAAAAUCAUUCAGAGCAGUCGAGGGGGGAGCGGAUCAGAGGGCAAGCAGAAGACAGUCUAUCAAACGUUGUCCCCCAAACUGCUGUGGAAGAAAUACGCUCUACCGGAAAACGCUGAGAACAUGUACUACUUCUCAGCUUUGGCUUUAACCCUGAACGAGGGUGAGGAAGGAGUGGCGGGGACCGACAGCCGCCUGAGGCCAGACCAGAAGCUGAUGGAGGACGGCCGAUGGGAUGAAGCAAACUCAGAAAAACAGAGGCUGGAGGAGAAACAAAGAGCUGUGAGAAGGAGGAGGGAAGCGGAGGCCUCAGAGAUGCUGGAUGAAGAGUGUGAAUAUGACUCUGGUAAAGAUUAUGAAGGCUACCAGCCGUUGUGGUUUCACCAGAGGAGGGACUCGAUCACUGGAGAAACGAACUUUGUUUUCAAGGGCGGAUACUGGGAGGCAAAGGAGAGCCAGGACUGGGGCAUGUGUCCUGACAUCUUCUAACCCAGGAACCCAUCUCAAAUCACUCCCAACCCCAUCGGACAGGGAGCCGCUCAGCCUCUGGUCUUCAGGCAGUGGAGCGCAGCUGGCUUUUGAGCACCACUUGGACCUUUUUAUGAGCCUGAGAAUGUGUACGUUCAACACACUCUCGGAUUACACUGUACCUCCAAAUGUACACUUGCAUUCUGUUUUUACUUUGGGGAAAACGACAGGGUGUUCUCUAAGCAGUCCUGUUUGACACCUUACCAGUGAGCAGUGAGAAAAUGUGCGAGAAGUUGGAGCUGUAACACCACACAAUAAAGGAACCUGCUCAGUCCUGAUGUUCUGGUGCUCUCCAAACGAUACCCACAACGCACUUUCCUGAUUUGCAAAGUUUCACCUGUUCUUUUCAAAAACCCAUAUCAAUAGAACUCAUUAAAUUGACAAUAUCUGAGGCAAAAACUCAAGAAGACACUUCUCAGUAUUUAGUGGUUGCGAGAGAAGUCACCCUCUUCAUUCAUUCACCACAAUAAAUGUUGAUGUACUCUUUGAAUCUUAAAUUAGAGUUCAAUUUAUUCUCCUAGAAAUUAUCUUAAUCUGUCUUUUUGAGCCCUUCUGGUUAGUUAAAAAAGUAGCUAAAAGAUCUGUAAUUUUGAUUAAAAUAUCAACUGUGAAAAUGCCAAGUAUGAAAAAAAAUUAUAAGAAAAGAAUAAGUGCAAAAAUAAAAUAAAAUCCAUAUUGCUCAAAAUAAAGAUAUUUUAAAGUAAAUACAAUCUUCAGAAAAAAGUGCACUUAGACUUAAAAACAUUUUAAAUUAAAUAUCGGUCUGCCAUUAACCCUGUAACAGUAAAAAUAAAAAACAUAAAACAUUUAAAGUAAUAAUGAGUAAUGGAUUGCUGCACAAUUUGUGUUUAUAAAUUCUUUUAAUUCAAAAUUUUUCAAUGUUAAAAAACAUCGACGAUCAGCGGCUACAAAUCCGUCACUGUGAACUGGGGACUGGUUUUAUCCACACAAAUGAAACAUGGAACAAGGCAGAAUCAGGCUCAGAUCAUUUUCAUUCGUGGUUUUGAUGAGCAGAAUUGUAGACGUUAAACCUUUAUUUGUAGCACAGUGCUGAACUACAAGUGGUGCAACAUUAAAACAUUCACAUUACACUAAUAUGAAUUUCCAUUAAAAAAACAAGAAGAUAAAGCACUUUUCACUCAACAGAGAUUUAUCCAAAUCUCUGUUCAUAUGAAGAAAUGUUCACCCUGUAUAUAAACUCCACUUUGUUUUCUGGUGCUCUCAUAUAACGCGCUCUGCACCCUCAGCCACUCAAGCUACAUUCACACUGCAGGUCUUCAAAUCUGAUUUCUUACCAAAAAACAAAUACCAAAAGAUUUUUUUGCGUGCUCGUUCACGUUAUCAUUUUAAUGCGACCUUCGUCACACUUGAGUGUGAACGGCCAUGAAGUGGUUCGCAUGCGCAGAGGAAAACACGGUGUCAUGUAGUGCGUUGUGUUUACAGAAGUAAAUGCGGAUGCGUCACGUGUUUAUCUAACCAUUUUGAAGUACUCGCACAGUUGGAACCAACAAAAUUAUACCGUACUGAUGAAGGAAAGGAGAUUCCGAAAAAGGAGAGAACAAAAGUACAAAUAUUGCCUUUUGUGCAGCAGUGGUGCUACAUCUGUACAGAUGUGUGCCGUCAAAGUCGGUUGUAAUGCGACAUGACUGUUCUGACACAGAUCGGAUAUAUAUCCGAUUUUGGACCACUUAUGAAAAUGCACUGGGUCGGAUUUGCGCUGUUCAAACUGUCCUUAGGAAAUCUGAUAUGAGUCACAUAUGGGCAAAAAAUCGUAAAUGAUCUGCAGUGUUAACGUAGCUCAGAUUGUUGUCUGUGGUCGUACAAAAUAUGAAGUCUGCAUUAAUCACUGAGACUUGCGUGAUUACAGAAGCGUGCUGGUUUCAGUAAUGUACAUGUCCAGACUCUCGCAGCCUCAUUAGUCACUAGUCUGUAGCAGAGAUGUUCCUAGUGUGUUUACUGUAUCAGAGACUGGAGCGGUUUUUCUCUGAGGACCCCCAGGUGGAUUCAGCUGACUGGAGGUCAAAGGUUAGAGAAGCAGACAGGGCUGGUUCCUGUAGCGCUCCACUGUGUAGUCAGCUCCAGCCACAGAGGACUACCUCGCCUGCUGCUCCAGGCUCAACACAGCUCCUUCUCCAUUUGUGAACAUGCUGAUCUGGGAUCGGCACACAAAGGUACCCGCCCCGAGUCUUUUGCCUUUAACUGACUGAAUAAGGGAACGAGUCCCCUGGCCUCUGCACUACAAGUCUACGGUUAAAAGAGUUUUGAAAACCACUUAGUAUUUUUUUGUAAUUGUUGUUAGGAAUGUAGAAAUCGUGGCUGGAGGUAUUGUAUCCACCAUCUAGUCUAUUUGUGUGAAUAUUUUGUGAUAAAACAAAAAUAUUGUAAAAUGAUGAAUAAUUAUACUAACCAGAAUAAGAAAUUAUCUGUACAGACGGACUGAAGCCUGAAUGAUUUUGCUGUAAUUUUAACUUUUAAUUUUGACUGAUUUCAUAAAGAUUGAAAUGAAUCCCAGAGACACCCAGUUUGGCCAAAAACUGGCUCGACACACAGAACAUACAUUUUGAUAGUCAUUGAGACUCCAACCGUAGGACCAUUUGUGAUUUCCUCUGACGUGCAGGAUGAAUAUGUAAAAAAAAAAAAAGAAAGAAAAAGCAAUGACAAAGAGAUUUCUUUACAAUAGAGUACCUUUCUCUGCUGUUUUGGUUUUUUUUUUUGGCUGAUCGAGUGAUGGUGAUUUUCAGUUUGAUAAAAUUAGCUCUUAAAAUGUUAAUCUGUGAGAUUAUUGGUGAAUUGAUAAUUUGAUGAGUAGUUGUUCUUUGGGUUUUGUUUUUGCAAAAAAAGAUAAUUCCUUUGCCCAUAU